This is a messenger RNA of Oenanthe melanoleuca, 788 nucleotides long. RefSeq names its product DnaJ heat shock protein family (Hsp40) member C27 (gene DNAJC27). NCBI's taxonomy places the organism in Eukaryota, Metazoa, Chordata, Aves, Passeriformes, Muscicapidae. Gene Ontology annotation, molecular function: GTPase activity; GTP binding. The transcript is spliced from 5 exons. The record is from RefSeq and is a predicted model, not a curated record. The annotation marks the transcript as partial.
GCGGGCUGGGGCGGAAGCCUCCCUUCGGCUUCUGCAGCUCCAACCGGGAGCGACGCCGGGAGCGGGAGCGGGAGCGAGCCCGGCCCCGCCAUGGAGGCGAGCGCGGCCAAGCGGAAGGAGCCGCGCAAGGCGCUGCGGGUUAAAGUCAUCUCCAUGGGCAACGCCGAGGUGGGCAAGAGCUGCAUCAUCAAGCGGUACUGCGAGAAAAGGUUCGUGUCCAAGUACCUGGCGACCAUCGGGAUCGACUACGGGGUCACCAAGGUGCAGAUCCGGGAUCGGGAGAUCAAGGUGAACAUCUUCGACAUGGCCGGACACCCCUUCUUCUAUGAGGUGCGGAACGAGUUCUACAAGGACACGCAGGGCGUGCUGCUGGUGUACGACGUGGGAUCCAAGGAAUCCUUCGAUUCCCUGGAUUCCUGGCUGGCCGAGAUGAAGCAGGAGCUGGGCCCCCACGGGAGCAUGGAGAACGUCGUCUUCGUCGUCUGCGCCAACAAGGUGGACGCGGGGAAGCUGCGGGUGGUGGACGAGAGCGAGGGGCGGCUCUGGGCCGAGAGCCGCGGGUUCCUCUACUGGGAAACCUCGGCCCAGAGCGGGGAGGGCAUCCAGGAGAUGUUCCAGGUGGGAAUUACCAAUGGGAAUAUUGGCUGGGAGAAGCCCUGGGUGGGAAUUCCUGAUGGGAAUCUGGGUGGGAAUGUGGGAUCGAAGGAAUUCUCUGGGAUUAGGGUGGGAAUGUGGGAUGAAGGGAUGGAUGGGAGCUGGGAAUUCCUGCACUGUGGGAGAUGUUCCGG